UCCCCGCGGAGUAUCCAUUGCUUCAUCCUGCCUCCGUUCAUCGCACCCGAGGGCGAGCAGCGUUGUGUUUAUGUCUUUAUUGGACGAAAACGAGCUGUUGCGCAGCCAUUGGUACCUGUAUUGGGGAAACAUAGCAUACAAACAAGACGCUCACAGCCUCGCUGGCGAAAUUAUUUUCAUGUCAGAGACCGAGAACUCUUGCAGCCGUUUAUGUCAUCCAGUCUUCUCCAGACAGAAGAUACCAAAAAGUUGCAAUCAAAGAUCUUUUCCUCUUAUUGAAAGGGCUACUAAUAAACAGACAUGUCUGUCAACGUCAACCGCAGUGUUUCCGAUCAGUUCUAUCGGUACAAAAUGCCCCGUUUGAUUGCCAAGGUAGAGGGCAAAGGAAAUGGAAUAAAGACAGUAAUAGUCAACAUGGUUGAUGUUGCAAAGGCGCUUAAUCGGCCUCCAACGUAUCCCACCAAAUUUUUUGGUUGUGAGCUGGGUGCACAGACCCAGUUUGAUGUUAAGAAUGACCGUUACAUUGUCAAUGGAUCUCAUGAGGCAAAUAAGCUGCAAGACAUGUUGGAUGGAUUCAUCAAAAAGUUUGUUCUAUGUCCAGAAUGUGACAAUCCAGAAACUGAUCUGCAUAUCAAUGCAAAGAAACAAACAAUAGGCAAUUCCUGUAAAGCUUGUGGUUACCGAGGCAUGCUGGACACCAACCAUAAACUCUGUACUUUCAUUCUCAAAAACCCACCAGAGAACGCAGAUGGCUGUACAGGCAAAAAGAAGGAAGAUAAAAAAAACAAGAGGCUUAAAGAAAAUGGUUCUGGGUCCAACAACGAAACAGCAAUUCUAACGGAACUUAAUCCUCCACAUGUGGCAGAUGAUGAUGAUGAAGACUGGGGUGAAGACACAUCUGAAGAGGCUAUGAAACAGAGAAUGGAGGAAAUAAGUGACCAUGCAAAAAAUCUGACUCUAAGUGAGGACUUGGAAAAACCUGAAAAGGAAAGAGUAAAUAUUCUGUUUAACUUUGUAAAGAAAAAGAAGGAAGAGGGCCUCAUUGACUCAUCCGAUAAAGAGAUUCUUGCCGAAGCUGAAAGACUCGAUGUAAAAAUUUUGGGUCCUCUAGUCUUAACAGAAGUUUUAUUUGAUGACAAGAUAAGAGAGCAGAUCAAGAAAUACAGGCGACACUUCCUGCGUUUUUGCCAUAAUGAUAAGAAAGCCCAGAGAUACCUACUCCAUGGCUUUGAAUGUGUUGUGGAUAUGCACCAGUCAAACCUUCUUUCCAAAAUACCACAUACCUUAAAGGAAAUGUACGAUGCAGAUCUCUUAGAAGAGGAGGUGAUCAUCAGCUGGGCUGAGAAGCCAUCCAAAAAAUAUGUCUCUAAAGAGCUUGCCAAAGAUAUUAGAGCGAAGGCCGAGCCCUUCAUUAAAUGGCUGAAGGAAGCGGAGGAAGAGUCUUCCGGUGACGACGAUGAUGAUGACGACGACGAUGAGAAUCUUGAGGUUGUGUAUUCCACAUCUGUGAGCAUUCCGAAAGUGGAGACCGUGAAAUCGUCUGUUGAAAAGGAUGACGACAUCGAUAUUGACGCCAUUUAAAGUGAAUCUGGUUAAAGUUGUUCACUUUCUGCUUUUUACGCCUGAAGUGCAACAUGUAUGUGAUUUAAGCUGUGCUAGCUGAACAUCAUGCUAAGCUUUUGUAUGCUUUAAAAGUUUCUUUCUACUGUGAUUUGGUCUUCAAUAACUAAGCUUCACUAAUUAAAGUGCAUAAAAAAACUGAACAGACUAUGUUUUGUCUAUAGCAUGUAAUUCCCUUUUAAAAUUUAGUGUUAACUGCACAUUUAUACAGUGUUUGAAUAAAGGUUUUGUUUUUGUUCA
Messenger RNA from Pseudophryne corroboree (corroboree frog), 1860 nucleotides. It is a transcript of the gene EIF5, whose product is annotated as eukaryotic translation initiation factor 5. The transcript is spliced from 11 exons. The record is from RefSeq and is a predicted model, not a curated record. NCBI's taxonomy places the organism in Eukaryota, Metazoa, Chordata, Amphibia, Anura, Myobatrachidae. The coding region runs from base 301 to 1581 and encodes 426 amino acids. Gene Ontology annotation, biological process: formation of cytoplasmic translation initiation complex; formation of translation preinitiation complex; translational initiation. Gene Ontology annotation, cellular component: cytosol. Gene Ontology annotation, molecular function: eukaryotic initiation factor eIF2 binding; GDP-dissociation inhibitor activity; translation initiation factor activity.